Molecule: messenger RNA, 5595 nt
Organism: Leishmania braziliensis MHOM/BR/75/M2904
Lineage: Eukaryota; Euglenozoa; Kinetoplastea; Trypanosomatida; Trypanosomatidae
Product: putative protein kinase
Exons: 1
Coding region: 1-5595 (1864 amino acids)
Biological process (GO): protein phosphorylation
Molecular function (GO): protein kinase activity; ATP binding
Source: RefSeq, a predicted model, not a curated record
AUGGAGCAUGGCGACUUUGUCGCUAUGACUCCUCACUCUCCAUGCACUCGUUCCAUGGCUUCAUCGAGACACAUUGACAAAGGCACGGAGGAUACACGAGGCCAGAAUGAGAUGCAGCGAGAGAGAGACAUGGCGAAUGGGGUGAGCACACCUCGCCGGCAACUGAGUCAUGAUAGAAUGGACGAAAUCAUUUCCACUGCCUCACAGCGGCACAUGCAACAACAGAGCGAGAAGGAGUUGGACAGGGGUCCGCCCGCUGUGGUCGUGAGCCCCAACGCCAUUUCUGUCUUUCCGCACCAAAGCAGCAGUUCCCUUGUCAGUUUCAUUACUCCAUCAUCAUCGUCACAGAUGAUUCCAGGGACGAUUCCUUCUGAGUCUGUGGUUCUCUCCACGCCACUUGUCGGGCAACGCGGUCCCCAUCGUCAUAUGAGGCCUCUCGACAAGGUGUCGUCACUUGAUAAUGAGCAGGUCUACUCGCAUGAGGACCGGAGGCCGUCGCACUACACGAUGGCCUCUUAUAGCAGUGGCGGCGCUGGCGUUUCACUGGAAGUAGACAACCUCGCGGAGCUCGGCAACACCCCGUGCCCCACGCCGUUUGGGAGACGGUUCACUCAACUGGAGCCGCCUCUCCCACAGGUGACGCUUAACAGUCGUUUGGCGUCUGCCCGAUCUACCCCCGCUGAUGGCACAGGCACGUCCUCCGGCUCUCAGGAGACUCGGGCAUCGUCGAAGUGGAGCACGGCAAGCCGACACUGCUACGUGCCUGGGCGCGCCUCUAGACUCCACUCGGGCACCUCUGUUUCUGACGGUGGAGGUGGACCGUUUAUCGCUCUCUUGAGCACCACUUCGCGGGCUACAACCCAAGCAAGUCAACCUACCACACGGGGGCCGAACGAGUCCCUCCACGGCCUGGAUACAAGCGACACGCGAGCGUCGCUGCUGUCUCUCACGAGCGAGACGGUCUCCACUUCAGAGUGGACAACCCUCACGCCGGUGCGGCAUCGGGAUGAGUACGUGAUGCACCGCACGUCGCUGCCACCGCCACCGUCAAUGCGCACUAGGACCUUCAUCCAUGCCGGGGCAAUGGCACCCACGUUGCUUGCACCCGACAUGUACACUUCGACUCGCUUGAUGCCUUCUCCAAUGAUGGUGUCGACGUCAUUGGCAGUAGAGCCGCAGCCUCUGGAACCUUAUUUUAUAACGCACAAUCCUCUCACAAAGCAGCAACGACUCUCGGAUAAGGAUCUCGGUGGUCAUGCAACGGCGUCCUUUCAGUUCUACGAUGGGGACGCACCAGGGACAGCCGUCACCCCUCGCGCCCAUUACGCAGGUCGACGCUCUCCUUUGCUGCGCGGCUGCGCAGGUACAGGGCGAGGCGCAUCGCGCACGCCGCCCAUCGCAGUGCUCGUUCCGUUUGCACCAGAGCCCGCGGCACCGGCCUCAGCCUCACCGCCGCCUACGCAACAGUUGGAGGGUGAGGCUUAUGAGGUGAACGCCAGCAGUCUGAGCUCAGAGCGGAGCUGGUGCUACGGAGAGCUGCCCUCGCUGAGACCACAUCGUCAAGAGCCGGCGCCAGCACCAGAGUCGCGCGCUUCGGUGUGUGUGUCGCCACUUCACCCUUCACUCUCCCACGUAUUUUUGCCAUCUCCAGAGCCGCCACUGUCGCGGUCGACGCCGGCACACUCUUCUCCGCCUUGCAAUGACGAUCCUACGCUACUGGAGUACGUCGCUGGGUUGAAGCCGCCACGCGGCUCCUGCAGCAUCCGUGGUGGUCUUCUGUGUGUGGGCGGCACGCUCUGCGUCAUGCCAUUGUGUGCCGUCGUUCUGCUGUUAAGUUUACACUACUGGGCUGUUACAUUGCAGGAGUCCAGCUACGCGACGGUGGUGCUCCGUCCUCACGUGGGAGGUAUGACGGCUGAAUCGGCGCUGCUGCUCGGCAUUCUGCUUGCAUUUUUGGUGAUGGGCGGCGGGGGCGGCGUUAGCCUCUAUGCCGUGCUCUACCGCCUCGCCAUCCGCUGCCACCUGCGCGCCUUUGCACUGUGUGUCCGACUUGCAGACGCGCCUUCACAUUUAGAUAUUCAUCACCUCGCAGUGGAGGACUUGGGGGGCCGUUGCGACAGCGCGAUGCCGAUCGACGCAGCUGCCGCGGCGGUACAGCAAUCUGCCAACGACAGUGCUCAUGUGAGCAGCUUCUCUCCAUUCGCCGUUCGGUGGCAUGAAGAGGUGGGUCGACUUGUUAAUAAUCUCACGUGCGCAAUAGAGGUGAACCAGGCGGAGUGGCGCUCCUUUCUCGCCUCGGAGCGGCGCAGCCUCGUCAUGCCACAUGAAGACACCAACUGGAUCAGCGAUUGCCCUGUAGUAGCGACAACACCGACUGACGGCCCGUUUUGCAGCAGUAACAACAGCCGCUCGCUCCCUUGCGGUGUUCAACCUGCAGUACCCACGGCGGAGAAGGAGUCGUGGUCGUUGUGUGGCACACAACGCGGGUCUCGGUAUCGAAUGAGCGAAGCCGUUUUCUCCCGGCGACCGCAGCACCCCGUGGACGUGAGCAAGCGGCAAGAGUCGGUCACUGUGGUGGUGUGCCGUCUCAUGGUUCCGACUGAGCUACUCGUGCAGCAGAGUCCCCUGACGCGGGCGCAGCUGGAGGAGUUGCAGCGGCUCUCGAACGAGUUUCAUCAGCGCCUCCGCGCCGUACCUCGAACGUCGUACGCCGCUAUUACGGAGGUGAGUGUAUCCGAGGUGGUCUUCUCCUUCAACACCGUUUCCCCACUACCUUCUCUGGUAGCAAGCCCUGCAGCCGUGGCACUGGCUGUGGCAGCGAGCAAGGCGCUUGUGGAGUGGCGGCCGACCUAUCUUGGCACUUCGGUGAGGUGGGGUAUCGCUGUGCACCGCUUUGAUGCUUACACUUGCCCCACGCGCGGUACGCAAGGGCGGCUCUACGUCAGUUUUGGAACAGUGGAGUACGAUUUUGCCCGUCUGCUGGCGGAGCUGGCGGCACUGUUUGACUAUGGCGCACUGUGUCACGCCGGGUUUCUUGCGGAUGCCUCGUGUGAGUCGCAAAGUCUCCCGGUAGACUACGUGAUGGAUUUGCGCCAGCAGGCAUUUCUGGUGUACCAGCUUCACGACGGCGACGUCGACAGGAAACAGCGGGCGCAGAUGCAUAGAGCGAUAGCGGCGAUGCGCAACGGUGAGUACAAGGAGGCUGCGGAUGCAUUGGAAGCGUGGAGUCGGAAAAGCGGCAGCUGCGGCGGUUUUGCGAGGGCUGCCGCACACCUUCGAUAUGUGGCAGGUUUUCUGGAGCGCGCUGCACGUCAGCGUCGUCCACACGUUUUGGAGGGCAAAGUAGCGUCAGAGAGCUCGCCCUCUUUCCUUCUUUCGAUUGAGGGCGUUGCCGAGUGGGCUGCAGAAAGUCUUCUGACGUCGUACUUCCGCCCACCGCCGGUGUGGGAAGAGGAGGAGGAGGCGCCCAUAGCGCCUCGAAUGUCAAACCCUGACCGGCUCCGCGCACCGUCCAUUCUUUCGACUAGCGGGGGCGGCGGUGGUUGCAGCUCGGGAACAGGGGAGUCGUGCCGAAGCAACGUCGCUGUGCCACCUCCCGCGCUACCACGCGAUUGUAGCGCGGGGGAGCUUGCAACUUUCCGUCAAGCACUAAUGCACCGCUCAUCUCCCGCUCGCAUCCCCUACGUAUCGCCGACUCCGCAACGAGAAGGGCCAACAGGACCAAGGGCCAUCAAGGAGUCUCUGCAUCGGCCGUGCGAGGUCGCGAUAGCACUAGAGGCGGAUGCAGGACCACUCAGCUCUCUGCGGAGGAACGAUGAGCCACUUUCUUCUGCGACCCAGUCCUUCUGCCGCGGAGGCAAUGUGCUGGAGUCCGGCUCUGCGCCUCUUUCGCUGCGCGACAACGUCGCCGGCUGCUCUUCCUUGUCGCCUGCGACGCGCUGCGUUUUUGAGAUGUCAACUCCAACCACUGCCCUGCCCGACAUGUCGAACGGAGACCAGAUGUGGGCCGCACUCGCAUCUCCGACAGAGCCGGACCUGGGCAGCGUCACCAUGACUGCGCAGAGGCCGCAUCUCCUCUCCAACAGCUGGAGUUUAGCAGAAUCUGAUGUGACCGAGAUGCUGACGCUGACACCGCUAACCUCGGGAGUUUUACUGCCGUCACAGUUGGACUUCUGUCGGCAACGUCAAGCCUCUGUUCUACUCCCGGCGCCAAAGAACGAGGAGGCUGCUGCUGCUGUUGCUGCCUGCGUGCCCACAAUGGGGAGCACUGCUGUGCGCUCUUCGCGAGGGCGGUGUGACAGUGGCAGUAACAAGAGUCACCAGACACACGGUCGUAAUGGCUUUCAACCUGUAACGGAGGUUCCAGCCAGCGAUGAGUGGUCGCCACGGCCGUUUGGGCAGCAAGCCAGCUCCCAGUCGAUCGAUACCACGAUUGCUCGUCUUACGUCCGACGCGAGCCAUGAAUCGGUGUUGGCAUGUUCUGGCUCUGCGCGUCGGCGCGCCUCUGCGAGCACCGCCGCAGUCUCCUCGGUUCUCCCUUUGUUUUCAGGCAGCACAGUACCCUUUAGUGUCCAGGAGAAGAUAGAGGCGCGGAGUGAGGUGGACAUUUCCAGCGAGGUAGACCCUAGCCAAGAGUUGUCGAUGAUGUCUGUUGCCCAGCGUUCCCGUUCCCGGCUCAGCCAGCGCGCGACGGCGCAGCCAUCGUCUGUGGUCUGCUCCUGCACGAGGCGUAUUGAUAGGAGCUCGAGUGACGAGGUGAUGGUCUUCCAGGGCUUUCACCCAGACGGUUAUCUGGUUGCUGUGAAGCGUGCCGACCGUCGAGCAGAGAAGCAGGUGUCGCUGUUGCGGCACGAAGUGGAUCUCUUGCGGGAGGUGCAUCACCGUAACAUUGUCAACAUCGUCAGUGCCUGGAAGGACGACAACGCGGAGUAUUUUUCGAUGGAGUACGCUUGCGAGACGCUCGCGACUGUGCUGCAGAAGUUCAAGGUACUACUGCCCGGGGUGGUGCGCUUCUAUACACGUGAGCUUCUGAACGCUCUGGUCUACCUGCAUCGGGACCGCGGCAUCAUCCACCGGGAUUUGUCACCCAACAACGUUAUCAUCACCAACACAACGGAUCGGAGUCGCGUGAAGCUAAUUGACUUUGGACGCUCUGUCAUGACACCGCACUUGCGCAGCGGAAGCGGCGGUUUGUCGGUGGCAGUGCCCAGCAGUGCCAGCCUCGAGUUCGCGGAGAGCCAUUCGAGCCGCAGCAAGUCAAGCGGCACUGACGUGACCCUUUCGGUAGCCGGGACGCCUCUCUUCAUGUCCCCGCAGGCCUGCCAAGGUCUUUUGCAUCCGACGAGCGACAUCUGGAGCUUGGGCAUCAUUGUGCAUCUGUGCCUCACAGGGACCUAUCCGUACCCGCCAGAAACCUUUACCGAUCCUGAGACAUUUAUUGCCAACGUGGGGAGCGGCAAACUGACCCCGGUGCUCGUGGACACUUGCGAGAUGACUGGCGAGGCGCGCGACUUUAUUGAGCAGUGCUUGACCCUGAGCCACACCAGCCGCUCCUCGGCUGUAGCGCUUCUGAAACACAGCUUUGUAGAGCGCUGA